Chaetomium strumarium is the source of this 1854-nucleotide messenger RNA. RefSeq lists its product as uncharacterized. The transcript is spliced from 2 exons. Lineage: Eukaryota; Fungi; Ascomycota; Sordariomycetes; Sordariales; Chaetomiaceae. Gene Ontology annotation, cellular component: plasma membrane; cellular bud neck. Bases 185 to 1741 code for a protein of 518 amino acids. The record is from RefSeq and is a predicted model, not a curated record.
GUUUUCAGGCGAUCAUACACACAAACAUUAGACCUACCGCAUAAUGGAGUUGUAGCACGUUCGUUGGAUAGCGUUGGGCCGUUCAUGCGAGUGCGGAUCGCUCUUUUUCGAUCUCGCACAUACCGGCAUUGCGCAACCUGAGUCCGCGGCCUUUGAGCGGGUGGUUGGACAUAUCAGCGGCAAGAUGCCCGCGAUCGAUGUGGCGAUGGAGAGGAGUUUGAGGAGGGGGUUUCUGGAUUUGGUGGUAGCCAGUUUACGGCCAGCCCUUGGCCGGAGGGACCUAGCAGGACAGCUCACAGACGUCAAAACGGCCUUCUCCAGCUGGGACAAUUGUAUGCAGGUCACCUAUUGCAAGUGGCCUGUCAUUGCGGUAAUAAUCAUUGGCGGCUUAAUCAUCUUCUCUGUGAUUUGGUGCAUCAUCCGUUGCGCCUGCUGCGGCUUGUCUUGCUGCUGUUCAUGCUUCUCUUGCCUCAAGUGCUGCGGCAACUGCUGCGGUUGCUGUGAUCCGCCAAGGGGCAGCCGACGCAAAUAUCUCGACGAGCCAUACAUACCCCCACACCAUGGCCAGGGAUAUAAAUCGCAAGAGCCCAUGCACACGGGUUUUGGCACCGCGGCAGUACCGGCGGCGAGCAAGGAGCCAGACUUCCCACAGUAUGCCGAGUUUGACGUGAGCGGCAAGAAGAACGAAGAUGCUCUACCAGAGAUGCCCAGCUGGGAGGGAGCCGAGCGCAAGAAAGUUCUUCUCGAAGAGGAAGAAGCGGUCGAGAUGGACGCGCUCAAGAAGCCCGAAGCUGGUGGGCAGGUUGCUGGUGCCGGCGCAAUGGGCAGAGCUGCCACGGGGCUGGCGACAUCUCCGACCGGGUCACGAUCACCAGUCAACCGCAGUCCGUAUGGGCCACCAGGUCCUGCCUCCGGAUCCAAUGGGUACUAUGGUGUAUCUGGAAACGAUCCAUACGCGCAAGGAGCGCCGGGAUAUAAUCAGCCAGGCAUCGCUUACAACGAGUCGGGACCAGGAUACGGUGCGGCAGGCGGAGCAGCGGGCCCACGGUCGCCGCACGCUUUCGAUAUUGGCGGGUACAGUGACCCGUACAGCAACGCAGGCCACGGACAGGUCUACAACUACCCAACCGGGCAAGGCAGCUAUGGCAACUACGGAGCCGCGGCGCACCAGCAACCAUACGACAACUACGACGGCUACAGCUCCCAAACAAACCAAGGCUACGGCAUCGCCCGCCAAAACACCCCCCACGAAAUGGACGCCACCCCUUACGGUGCUAACCCACCUCGAUCACCCGGGCUGCAAGGGCCAUACGGUGCUUCAUACGGCGCGGAAUCGAGACGCUCUCCUGUCCCGCAAGGCCAGUACGGCUCCGCGCCGUACCCGGCUGACGCUCGACGAUCGCCCGCACCUCAGGGCGACUAUGCGAGGCGGUCACCAGCACCCCAGGCCGACUACGGCAAUAGUGGCAGCAGCUACAACAAUAACACGGGGUACGGCUCAUCCCGAGCGCCGCCCCGGCGUGAGUACUCCACCAACAGCAACAGCAACGGCAUAAGCUCUCCCACGCCUCUGCGGAGUGAAGCCGGGUUCAACUUUAGCUCCGGUGGUUAUAGCCGCCCGCCUCCUGCGCCGGCAAGUCCCGUGAAUGGGGGAGGCGGUUAUCGCCAGCCGAGUCCGGCUGCUGAGAAUCAGGGACAGCGCACCGGCGGGUAUCCGGGGUACAGAGCGUACCAGCAGUGAUCAGGGUAGGGGUGUAUGGGAUUGGAUGGGUGGAUUCGGGAUUUUGAUGACUAUAGUCUUGCUUAACCACGGCGUUUGGCCCGGCUACUUCCUUUUUCUUCCUCUCGUUUUCG